AUUCAGACAAAUAUUCUAUUUUUGAUAAUAAAAUUUUUGAAAAUUCUUAAAAAUAUCGUGAGAAUCCUUCUGAUAUCUAAAUAUUUUCAAGUCAACUCAUUAACGAUUUGGCUCGUGUUGCGACCCACUUUGUAGGAAACAUUUUUCUCUCUUAAUUUUCCUUUCCUGGACGAACCCCAGUCCCGGAGAAGCUUCUAACUUCUGAGGGCCAAAAUUUUGCCCUUUUUUUCAACCAAAGUCCAGAUUUCUCUUCAUCUUUGCUUCUGUUCUUCGAAAAUUGGAAAUGGGUAAGAAAAUGUAAGUGGAUCUGCAAGCCGCAGCAUCCAGGAAUGAGCAGUCAAAUCAUGAGUUUCUUUCUGCUUAAGAGGUUGGCUUGGUAAAGAAAUGAUGGCUGAUUGGUCCAAUCUACCGGAUGAUCUUUUAAAAUUAAUUGCAAGACACCUGCACUCCAUCAAAGAUUAUGUGCGAUUUGGUGGGGUCUGCAGGUCAUGGCAUUUGGUGACCCUUCAAAAGGAUUGCUCUUCAUGUUCAAAGCUACCAUGGCUGAUGCUCAUGGAGAAGGAAAACAAUGACAUGCGUGGGUUCUAUUGUCCAUCUAGUGAAAGGGUUUAUGAAAUUCUCUUGCCUGAGAUCCAUGGAAGACGGUGCUGGGGCUCUUCCCAUGGUUGGUUGGUCACUGUUGGGAUUGAUAUGGUUAUGCACUUACUAAAUCCAUUAUCUCGAGUCCAGAUCCCACUUCCACCACUACAAAAAUGUGCAAAUCUGAACAAACUUGUUUGCACUCCCAAAGAAUUCCGUGAUAUUUUUGUGAACAAAGCUGUUCUAUUCUCCAGUCCUUCUUCUCCAGGUUGUGUUGUUAUGGCAAUCUAUUCGCAAUUUGGUAAGAUGGCUUUUGCAAAACCGGGUGACGAAGUUUGGACUCCAAUGGGAUGUCGUUCUGGACCAUUUGAUGACAUUAUUUAUUUCAAUGGUAAUUUUUUAGCUGUGAACUUUGAAGGACAUGUUGUAAUUCAUGACUUGACUGGCUGUCAUUUGAAGACAGUAGUUUUUGCACCAUCGUCGCCUGUGGAUGAGCUGCUCUACGAGACCAAGUAUCUUGUGGAGUUGGGAGGGGAGAUUCUUAUGGUCAUUCGGCGUCUUUUUGAGACUGGGAUCACAGACCCCUCAAAUUUAAAAACUUGGGGUUUUGAAGUUUACAAGUUGGACCUGAUGUCUAAGAAGUGCGAGGAGGUGAUGGAGAGUUUGAACAACUGCGGGACUUUAUUUUUGGGUAAUAACUGUUCUUUUUCCAUUUGUGCUGCUGAUUACCCUGGAUGCAGGAAGAAUUGCAUUUACUUCACUGACGACUACAUAGGAUUGGCUAACAGUAACCCAUUUAGCUAUGAUAUGGGUAUCUACAGUUUGGAGAAUCGCAAGAUAGAGCCAUACCCUGUCAGACAUGAUUCUGUUUCUAUAUUUUCUUCACCGCUUUGGAUCAGACCAAGCUUUUGGUAAUUGGAGCAGCUUCUCCCUUUUUAUUUUCUUUCAAGAUGUAUCCUUCUGCAUCAUGUAUUUUUAUUUUAGCCAAACCUUUAUGGAACUGAAUCCUGAAAGGUUCGCCAAACCUUUGUGGAACUGAAUCCCGAAAGUUUCACCAAGCCUUUGUGGAGCUGAAUCCUGACAGUUUCUGGACAUGGAUUUCCUUGCUUUGGGUACAAAUAUUGACAAUAAAGUAGAGGUGGCAACUAUAAUUCAUGUCUUUUGACUGGCUACAAAUAAAGGGAUGAGGUACACCCAUAAAACUAUAUGGAUCAUAAAUCUACCCUGGCUCUAUCCCAUUUGUGCCUAGCUUUGCCAUCUGAUUUUGCCAUAUCAAAGGGUCUGAGAGGGCAUGAUCUGCAAACAGAGAGUUAGUUUCCAUGACUUGAACUUAUGAGGUUAUGAUUUAGGUGUAACACCUCUACCAUUGAGCCAAAGCUUGCCCUUCCCUGACCCCCAUAUGUCAUGAGAGCCUUGUGCACUGGCUGUUACAUUUACUUGAUUUCUCUUCGGAUGAAGCAUUCAUGGAUUUGGUGAAAGAGCUUGAGAUAUCAGGAUAAAGAUCAACCACCAUCCUGACAAUGUUGAGUUCUUAUCAGACUGACAUUCCUGCUCAGAUUGGCCAGGAUUUUGUACUCACGGUUCCAAUUAACAACCUGUUUAGACUUGAAUGAAGCUCUUCUGAAAUGUCUGUAAUACCUUCCCAUAAAUUUGGGGUACUGUUUCCAAGCCCAACAAGUUUAUCCCCCUCCAUUAAUCCUUCUUGGGAUCAGAAUUGAAUCAAAUCAGAAGAACCAGGCCUAUAGAGAAGAAGAAAAAUAAGAGAAACAACAGAAGAUGAGACAAACAGUGUUAAUAAAAUAUUUGUUUUAAUGAUAUAUUUGUUUCCUUCAGCCUAGUUCACUGUUUAUUUGAACUUCUCAUUGUAGUUGCUCUUGUAUGUUAUGGUUUUUCAUUUUUAAUGUUGUUUUGGUUUAAUGCUACUUUCAUCUUUGAUUAUUAGGACCUAAAUGUUGGAUUUGCCAUGUAUUUUCAUCUAGGAAAAAGCAUUGGUUUCAGUGGGAAUACAUUCUCUUGUAAUGUUUAUACUGUUGGGAUUUUUUGAGUUCUAUUCCAAA
Messenger RNA from Malania oleifera, 2636 nucleotides. Its product is annotated as F-box protein SKIP23-like. Bases 385 to 1494 code for a protein of 369 amino acids. The transcript is spliced from 2 exons. The record is from RefSeq and is a predicted model, not a curated record. Lineage: Eukaryota; Viridiplantae; Streptophyta; Magnoliopsida; Santalales; Ximeniaceae. Gene Ontology annotation, molecular function: protein binding.